AUGAAGGCCUCGAUGCUCCUCCUCGCGGCGCCCGCCAUGGGCCUCGUCGCCCCCGUGACGAAGUCGGCGACGGCCCUCGGCGCGUCGGGCCUCGACGGCAUGUACGGCGGCGUGGAGGCCGGCGACCCCAUGCCCGGCGCGGGCGCCUGGGACCCCAUGUCCUUCGGCGAGCUCCACGACCUCGUCAAGGGCAGCGAGCACGCCGGCGUCAUGCCCCACCCCCAGUGGCUCCGCGAGGCCGAGAUCAAGCACGGCCGCGUCGCGAUGCUCGCGUUUACCGGCGCGCUCGUGCAGUCGUACGGCAUGCACUUCCCGGGCACGCUCAACGGCGAGUACUACGAGGCGGGCGUGAACCCCUUCGAGGCGACGCCGUCGGCCUUCGCGACGUGCCCGACGGGCAUGGCCCAGAUCCUCCUCUUCAUCGGCCUCACCGAGGGCUUCACGUUCCCCGAGGGCGCGUGGGCGGGAGCCAUGACGCGCGACGCGGGCGACCUCGGCUACCGCUGGGACUGGGCGAACAAGAACGACCUCGAGGCCCAGAAGGUCACGGAGCUCAAGAACGGCCGCGCGGCGAUGAUCGGCAUCAUGGCCUUCUCCGCGGCCCACUUCAUCCCGGGCUCCGUGCCCUUCUUCUUCAACGCGUAGGGCGGCGCCGCGGCGAGAAGGCAUAUCGGGGGGGCUAAGGGCGCAGUCUUUCUCUC
Molecule: messenger RNA, 701 nt
Organism: Aureococcus anophagefferens
Lineage: Eukaryota; Pelagophyceae; Pelagomonadales; Pelagomonadaceae
Gene: LHC49
Product: putative plastid light harvesting protein isoform 49
Exons: 1
Coding region: 1-645 (214 amino acids)
Biological process (GO): response to light stimulus; photosynthesis, light harvesting in photosystem I
Cellular component (GO): membrane
Source: RefSeq, a predicted model, not a curated record